AUGGCAGCGGCGCCAGCGGUGGGCGCCCCGCAGGGACCCCCGCCGGGUGCACCGUCCCCACCGGCCGGCGCGAGAGGGCCGGCGUCCGGCCUGGGCCGCUGCCGGAUGGCGCUACUGCUGGCCGUGGCGCUGGACGUGGCGGGCAUGGCGGCGCUGCUGACCGGCGUGUUCGCGCAGCUGCAGGUGCGCGGCCGCGACUUCGGCGACCUGCUCAUCUACUCGGGCGCGCUGCUUGUCUUCCUGAGCCUGCUCGGCUGGAUCCUCUGGUACACCGGCAACAUCGAGAUCUCGCGCCAGGAGCUCGAGCGCGACUACGGCCUGCGGCCCUCGACUCUGGCCCGCCUGGCGCGCAAGCUCUCCCGCCGCUGGUCUGCGCCGGCCUCCUCCUCCGGCCCGCGCGCCGCGCCCGGCUCUCUAGGAACGCGCCGUGCCGCCCGCGCGCCCCCGCCGCCCGCUGCCGGCUCCCGCCGCGUGCGCCUGCAGCUCGCUACGCUCGAGGCCGGGCCCGGGGCGGCGGGCGCGGGCACCGAGUGAGCCCGAG
Messenger RNA from Odobenus rosmarus divergens (Pacific walrus), 541 nucleotides. RefSeq names its product transmembrane protein 238 (gene TMEM238). Lineage: Eukaryota; Metazoa; Chordata; Mammalia; Carnivora; Odobenidae. Bases 1 to 534 code for a protein of 177 amino acids. The record is from RefSeq and is a predicted model, not a curated record. The transcript has a single exon.